AUGGGGCAGUUGACCAUCGCAUUGACUGGUAAAAUGCCAGGUAACUUGUCGAGUAACACAGAAAUCAAUUCCAAAGAACAAGCCAAGGCCAUUACAACUCGAAGUAGAGUACAAUUGCCUAAAAUCCAUAUCAAGAGACCGGGUGUGAUUAAAGAGACAUCUUCCCCUGCUGAAGAAGAGAUUGUUAUGCCUAGCUACGCGAAGUCUCUCAAAGAUAUUAUAUCAAAUAAACACAAGCUGGAGGACCAUGAGACAAUAAUGCUUACGGGGGAAUGCAGUGCCAGAAUCCAAAAAAAGCUCCCAUCAAAACUGAAAGAUCCAGGGAGUUAUACUGUUCCUUGCACUAUUGGUGAAGUCUAUUUCGAUAAAGCAUUAUGUGACCUCGAUGCAAGUAUUAAUUUAAUGCCUCUGUCUGUUUUUAGGAACCUCGGCUUGGAAGAAGCUAAAGUGACUACUGUGACACUUCAGCUGGCGGACAGGUCACUGACACAUCCCAGAGGGAUAAUUGAAGAUGUGCUUAUCAAGUUGAUCUUAAGAUUGGGAGAGGAGCAUAUAUCGUUCAAUGUAUUCAAGGCCAUGAAACUGCCAGUAGAAUCAGAUAGCUGUUACCAAGUUGACAUUAUUGACAAGGCAGUACAAGAAACAUUCUUACUUCAUAACCCAUCUGACGCCUGA
Molecule: messenger RNA, 675 nt
Organism: Olea europaea var. sylvestris
Lineage: Eukaryota; Viridiplantae; Streptophyta; Magnoliopsida; Lamiales; Oleaceae
Exons: 3
Coding region: 1-675 (224 amino acids)
Source: RefSeq, a predicted model, not a curated record